Xiphias gladius (swordfish) is the source of this 2321-nucleotide messenger RNA. RefSeq names its product adenosine deaminase 2a (gene ada2a). Gene Ontology annotation, biological process: inosine biosynthetic process; adenosine catabolic process. Gene Ontology annotation, molecular function: adenosine deaminase activity. Bases 293 to 1813 code for a protein of 506 amino acids. The record is from RefSeq and is a predicted model, not a curated record. Lineage: Eukaryota; Metazoa; Chordata; Actinopteri; Istiophoriformes; Xiphiidae. The transcript is spliced from 10 exons.
AGACAGACCGCCAUUCUAAACCUUCAGUGCUAUUCUUUGGUUAGCCUGUUUUUUUUCGCGACACUAUCGUAAUAAAGAAAACUAUUUCUCAAAACCAUACACGUUUUUUACAGGUGACACCGUCCAGCAAGUUUUGCCGUGGUCCGUUGUUUAACAGUCCGCUGGGCUGUCUACAAAAUCGCCGUCGUCAGCUGCCGGUGCUGCCUAUUGUGCUCUUGCCGUUAAAAUACAGUAUUUCACAUUCGUCAGACGCUACAAAGCUAAGACUAAAGCUCCACGCACUCUCCGGACCAUGGCAGUCGAGCUGCGGCGCCCCCACGCGGCUUUGGGCUGUCUGCUCUUCUUUUACUACCUGACCGGUGGCCUGUCCAUCCCGGACCCGAGACAAAGAGAGGCCCUUAUACAGCUGGAGGCCUCCAUGCGGACAGGUGGGCAGAUGGUGCUGGCUGACGCUGAACAGCGGCUGGACUCUCUUCUUUUUAAAAUGAAACAGAAGGAGAUGGCGAGACCAGACUGCCCUCCCACCAUGCACUUCUUCAAGGCCAGGCACCUCAUCAGGACCAGUCCCAUCUUCAGCCUGCUGCAGAAGAUGCCUAAAGGCGGAGCUCUCCAUGUCCACGACUUCUCUAUGGUCGACAUAGAGUGGCUGGUAAAGAACGUGACCUAUCGGCCCCACUGCUACAUUUGCUUCACCGACAACCAAUCCGUACGAUUCAUCUUCUCGGCUCGAUGGCCCAAUCCUCUGCCGCAUUGUUCUCCCUGGGCCCUGCUGGAAAACCUCAGGGCCAAGGUGAUCAACACCACAGAUCUGGACAACAGCAUCAUGGGCAACCUGACGCUCUUCACAGAUGAGGAUCCAGAAGCAAUGUACCCCAGUCAGGAUGAGGUAUGGGAUAGGUUUGAACAGACCUUCCUUGCAGUGUGGGGUCUGGUCACAUAUGCCCCCGUGUUCAGGGACUAUUACUACCAAGGCCUCACGCAGUUCUACAUGGACAACGUCAUGUAUUUAGAACUACGGGCUUUACUCCCAGAGAUAUAUGAAUUGGAUGGCAGCACUCACGACACAGCCUGGACCCUGAAGACCUACCAGGAGGUCACUAGACAGUUCACAGCAAACCACCCAGACUUCUAUGGAGCAAGAAUCAUCUUCACAGUCCACAGGGGACGAAAUAUAUCCAUGGUGACUGAAGGUGUGGAGGAGGCUAUGAAGCUACAGAGAGACUUCCCAGAUAUCAUGGCUGGCUUUGACCUGGUGGGCCGCGAGGACACAGGCACACCGCUGUGGUACUUCAGAGAUGCCUUAUCACUUCCAGUAGAUCGAGGCAUCACACUUCCUUUCUUUUUCCAUGCUGGAGAGACAAAUCUCGAGGGCACAGAGGUCGACCAGAACAUAUUGGAUGCUCUUUUGUUCAACACUUCACGUGUUGGCCACGGAUUUGCUCUGCUUCGCCACCCAGUGGCCAAAGAUCUAUCCAGGAAGAGAGGGGUGGCUGUGGAAGUUUGCCCCAUCUCCAACCAGGUGUUGAAGUUGGUAAAUGAUAUGCGAAACCAUCCAGCAGCUGCUCUGAUGUCAGAGAACCACCCAUUGGUCAUCAGUUCCGAUGACCCCGCCAUAUUUGGUGCCUCUGGCCUCUCAUAUGACUUCUAUGAAGCUUUUGUGGGCUUUGGUGGGCUUACAUCCCACAUAGGCUCCCUCAAACAGUUGGCCAUAAACUCUAUCAGGUACAGUUCUUUGACUCCAAAGCAACAGGAGCAAGCCUUGGCUCUGUGGCAGAGAAGAUGGAAUAAGUUUGUCUCUGAAAAUGCCUCUUAGAAAGAAAACCGUAGCAUUGUCUUUAGGACAAUCUUCAAAUGACUUCAUACCUCCCUUGAGAAAGGAAGGCCUUUUGGCAUAGGUGAAUGGAAAGUGUAAACAGUGUUGCACAGGUGAGUGGGUUUUUGGUAGGAGCAAAAAUGGGACAACAAAAGGCAUUUCAACAUGUCACUGUAGGAAAAGCACAGGGGUAAACAAGGAAAUUAAUGAUGAUUCAUCUAGUGUGAAACAGGCCUGAGCUAUCUCUGAUAAAAUUUUAGAUGAUUACAAUUUUCAAUGUAUUUGCACUUGAAGAUUCAGGUUUGCCAAGGUUUUUGGGGGAUAGUAACAGUGCCAGACAGCAUUGUUCCCUGGCUGAGGUGCUAAAUGCUCUUUGAUCUCUCUUUGUAGUGUGUUUGUGGUUUGCUUUGUAAGAGUGUAAUAGGUAGCUCAUUGAAAUGGGAGUUAAAUCACGUAAGUUUUGAAACACUAUUCUUCUGGAUGGAGAUAUAGAUAUAUAGAUAUAGAU